Molecule: messenger RNA, 807 nt
Organism: Penicillium samsonianum
Lineage: Eukaryota; Fungi; Ascomycota; Eurotiomycetes; Eurotiales; Aspergillaceae
Exons: 5
Coding region: 1-807 (268 amino acids)
Source: RefSeq, a predicted model, not a curated record
AUGCCGUGGCCGUGGUGCUUUCCAUUCAAACAGGGCCAAUCAAAGAUCGCAAAGAAAUCUCCACUUCCACCAGACGACGAGACUGGCUUGAAGUUGCUCAUCAUUGCUGUUCAUGGCCUGAAUGGCCACCGCGAAAAUUCAUGGACGGCAGCCAAUGGGGUAAACUGGCUCCGUGAUCUGCUGCCAGGUGAUAUGCCCAACACUCGAGUCCUUUCCUGGGGUUAUAGUUUGCCCACUGCGGGAAACUCCGAUGAGACAUCAUCCCAACAGAAACUAUCUGAGCAACUAGUCUGUGACCUGUGGGAAAUGAGAUCGUCAACAAACAGAGUUGCCAUUGAUUAUCACCAGGCCCUGCUUUAUGCCGACUCAGCACAAGAAACCCCUACUACGGACCUCCGCAGCACCAGACUCUUAACUCGUGGAGCGAUCUUCAUGGGGACACCUGAGCUAGAUUCAAGGCUCAUUGGACUGCAAAGCUACUUAGCUAAUGCUAAAGGAUCUGAGCAGGAGUCCAGCGAUACUUAUAAGGAAGCACAUUGGUUGGUGACUAUAUUACAAACCUACCCAUCGAUCAGCCAACAGUUUUGGACUUUAUUUGUUCAUGAGAGACUCGACUCUCCGUCAACAAACAAUACAUUGGACCAGUUGCCUUUGAACAAGACUGCGUCGUCUCCACUACAGGAUAAUUCGUCACAUAUUUUCAUUCAAGCUGAUCACGGUGGAAUGAUCAAGUUUGAAUCAUCACUGGACGAGGGUUAUUUGAAAAUUAAAGAGCAUCUGGUUUACGUUGAAAAGAUGCUGAAAUGA